CUUCCUGUUUUCCCCGCAGGGCCCCGAGAGAAAUUCUCCACUGUCACUCUGCGGCUUGGCCAUAAAUGCCUCGGGGCUGCCUCACUGAUAGGCCUGGCGCCGUUUGUACAGAAAGACCAAAAGGAAGAUAGAACGAGAGAAACCAUUUCUCUUGGGGGUGGGGGCACGGCCACGGAGGAGGAAACCGUCCUUUAGGAUCUGCCUCCAGACGCAGAAGAGGGAGAAAAGGCACAAGUGACAGACUUGGCAGUGAGAGGGUACCUCCUUUUACUAGUCCUAGGAGGGUAAAUGAAAUGCUGAGGCUUAGAUACCCCUUUCCUGUUUAAUGAUCCAGGUGGGAUCAGGUUGUCUUUCUGAAGGGGAGUGUGGGUGAAUUUUUAGAACCUAACACCCCAGCCGUGCACCUGUCUUCAUGCGCGCCCCCAUAAUGCCUCGGGUUUUCCGUUGGUACCUAAAAAAAAGGGGGCGGCACAACAGUCCGUGCUCUAGAGCCCCAGGCCCUGUGGGACGGGAAGACAAGUGCCCUGAGGCCAGGGGGAAGCUGCCCCGUUGUGGGUUGGGCCUGUCAGAAGGGCUGGACUCCAUUUCCCAGAGGACGCGCGGCACCGUUCACGCCCCCUUCGCUCUGCGCGCUCCAGUGUAGGUGAGACUGCGGCCGGGCCUUCCGGCCUCGGUCCCCCCCGCCGUUCCUGAAUUGGUAGGCUCCACCUCCGGGGCAGCCGGCUUUGCAGCCCAGGCUGCUGGGCACGUCCAAGCCGCUAGCGGGGGGAGGGAGGGUGAGGUGUGGGGGACGCUCAGAAAGUCUCAGGAGCAGUUUUAUCUUGAGAAGUCGCUUCCAGAUCAUUCCACAUCUCGUCGAAAUGGGCUCUAUUACCAUGUCAAAUUAAAAUUUCUUUGUGCAACCUAAACAAAAGAUAACAUCAGAAUUCCUCCUGGGAACAUUGACUCCUUGUGUGGUGCCUUGAAGUUUCUCUGAAAUGAACUGAUGAAUUGGAACCAUGGUGCAAAAGAAGAAGCUCUGUCCUCGGUUACUUGAUUAUCUGGUGAUCGUAGGGGCCAGGCACCCAAGCAGUGAUAGUGUGGCCCAGACUCCUGAAUUACUGCGGCGAUACCCAUUGGAGGACCAUGCCGAGUUCCCCCUGCCCCCAGACGUAGUGUUCUUCUGCCAGCCCGAGGGCUGUCUGAGUGUGCGGCAGCGGCGCAUGAGCCUGCGGGAUGACACUUCUUUUGUCUUCACCCUCACUGACAAGGACACUGGAGUCACUCGUUAUGGCAUCUGUGUUAACUUCUACCGCUCCUUCCAGAAGCGUAUCCCUAAGGAAAAGGGGGAAGGUGGGGCAGGGUCCCGUGGGAAGGAAGGACCCCGUGCCACUUGUGCCUCAGAAGAGGUUGGCACUGAGACCUCAGAGAGUGGCAUGUCCCUGCAGCCCCCCACUGUUGACGCCGCCCCCGAUGUGAAUCAGUCUCCUCGGGGCAAACCCCGGGCCAAGGCAGGGAGCCGUUCCCGCAAUAGUACUCUGACAUCCCUGUGUGUGCUCAGCCACUAUCCCUUCUUCUCCACCUUCCGAGAAUGUCUGUACACCCUCAAACGUCUGGUGGACUGCUGCAGUGAGCGGCUGCUGGGCAAGAAACUGGGCAUCCCUCGAGGCAUACAAAGGGACACUAUGUGGCGCAUCUUUACCGGAUCAUUGCUAGUGGAGGAGAAGUCAAGUGCCCUUCUGCAUGACCUUCGAGAAAUUGAGGCCUGGAUCUAUCGAUUGCUGCGCUCCCCAGUGCCCAUCUCUGGGCAGAAGCGAGUAGACAUUGAGGUCCUACCCCAGGAGCUCCAACAAGCUCUGACCUUUGCUCUUCCAGACCCUUCUCGAUUCACCCUAGUGGAUUUCCCACUGCACCUUCCCUUGGAACUUCUGGGUGUGGAUGCCUGUCUUCAGGUGCUAACCUGCAUCCUGUUAGAGCACAAGGUGGUGCUACAGUCCCGAGACUACAAUGCCCUCUCCAUGUCUGUGAUGGCAUUUGUGGCAAUGAUCUACCCACUGGAGUAUAUGUUUCCUGUAAUCCCACUGCUGCCCACCUGCAUGGCAUCUGCAGAACAGCUGUUGUUGGCUCCAACUCCGUACAUCAUCGGGGUCCCUGCUAGCUUCUUCCUCUACAAACUGGACUUCCGAAUGCCUGAUGAUGCCUGGCUGGUGGAUCUGGACAGCAAUAGGGUGAUUGCCCCCACCAAUGCAGAAGUGCUCCCAACCCUGCCAGAACCGGAAUCCUUAGAGCUGAAAAAGCAUUUGAAGCAGGCCCUUGCCAGCAUGAGUCUCAACACCCAGCCCAUCCUCAAUCUGGAGAAAUUCCAUGAAGGCCAGGAGAUCCCCCUUCUCUUGGGAAGACCUUCUAACGACCUGCAGUCCACACCUUCCACUGAAUUCAACCCACUCAUCUAUGGCAAUGAUGUGGAUUCUGUGGAUGUUGCAACCAGAGUGGCCAUGGUCCGUUUCUUCAACUCCCCCAACGUGCUACAGGGCUUUCAGAUGCACACACGUACCCUGCGUCUCUUCCCUCGGCCUGUGGUAGCUUUUCAAGCUGGCUCCUUUCUAGCCUCACGUCCCCGGCAGACUCCUUUUGCUGAGAAGCUGGCCAGGACUCAGGCUGUAGAGUACUUUGGAGAAUGGAUCCUUAACCCCACCAACUAUGCCUUCCAGCGAAUUCACAACAACAUGUUUGAUCCGGCCCUGAUUGGUGACAAGCCAAAGUGGUAUGCUCAUCAGCUGCAGCCUAUCCAUUAUCGAGUCUACGAUAGCAACUCCCAGCUGGCUGAGGCGCUGAGUGUGCCCCCAGAGCGCGACUCUGACUCAGACCCCACUGAUGACAGUGGCAGUGAUAGUAUGGAUUAUGAUGAUUCAAGCUCUUCUUACUCCUCCCUUGGUGACUUUGUCAGUGAAAUGAUGAAAUGUGACAUCAAUGGUGAUACUCCUAAUGUGGAUCCGUUGACACACGCAGCCCUGGGGGAUGCCAGUGAGGUGGAGAUUGAUGAGCUGCAGAACCAGAAGGAAUCAGAGGAACCGGGCCCAGACAGCGAAAACUCUCAGGAAAACCUGCCGCUGCGCUCUAGCUCCAGCACCACCACCAGCAGUAGCCCCAGCAUGGUCAUCCAUGGAGCUACUUCUGAACCUGCCGACUCAACAGGGGUGGACGAUAAGGCAGCAGGAGGUGUCUCCAAGUCCCUCCCGACCGUGCCUCCCAGCACUGGCAAAUCGAACGCAGACAGGCGCCAGACAGAAAUUGGAGAGGGGUCAGUGCGCCAGCGAACCUAUGACAAUCCGUACUUCGAGCCCCAAUAUGGCCUUCCCCCUGAGGAAGAUGAUGAUGAGCAGGGGGAAAGUUACACUCCCCGAUUCAGCCAACAUGUCAAUGGCAGUCGGGCUCAAAAGCUGCUGCGGCCCAACAGCUUGAAACUGGCAAGCGACUCAGACGCAGAGUCAGACUCUCGAGCGAGCUCACCCACCUCCACCGUCUCCAACAACAGCACCGAGGGCUUCGGGGGCAUCAUGUCUUUUGCCAGCAGCCUGUAUCGGAACCACAGUACAAGCUUCAGUCUUUCAAACCUCACGCUGCCCACCAAAAGUGCCCGAGAGAAGACCACACCCUUCCCCAGUCUGAAAGUAUUUGGGCUAAAUACUCUAAUGGAGAUUGUUACUGAAGCCGGCCCCGGGAGUGGUGAAGGAAACAGGAGGGCCUUAGUGGACCAGAAGUCGUCUGUUAUUAAACACAGCCCAACAGUGAAAAGAGAGCCUCCAUCACCUCAGGGUCGAUCCAGCAAUUCUAGUGAGAACCAGCAGUUCCUGAAGGAGGUGGUCCACAGCGUGCUGGAUGGCCAGGGCGUUGGCUGGCUCAACAUGAAAAAGGUGCGUCGGCUACUGGAGAGCGAGCAGCUGCGAGUCUUUGUCCUGAGCAAGCUGAACCGCACAGUGCAGUCAGAGGAUGAUGCCCGGCAGGAUGCCAUCCCCGACGUGGAGAUCAGUCGAAAGGUGUACAAGGGAAUGUUAGACCUGCUCAAGUGCACGGUACUCAGCCUGGAGCAGUCCUAUGCCCACGCAGGUCUGGGUGGCAUGGCCAGCAUCUUUGGGCUUCUGGAGAUUGCCCAGACCCACUACUAUAGUAAAGAACCAGACAAGCGGAAGAGAAGCCCAACAGAGAGUGUACAUACCCCAGUUGGCAAGGAUCCUGGCCUGGCUGGGCGGGGGGCCCCAAAGGCUACGGCACAGCUGAGAGUUCCCCAGCUGGGACCUCGGGCGCCAAGUGCUGCAGGAAAGGGUCCUAAAGAACUAGACACCAGAAGUUUAAAGGAAGAGAACUUUGUAGCAUCUGUUGGGCCUGAAGUAAUCAAACCUGUCUUUGACCUCCGUGAGACAGACGAGAAAAAAUCCCAGAUCAGCGCAGACAGUGGCGUGAGCCUGACAUCUGGUUCCCAGAGGACUGAUGCAGACUCUGUCAUUGGUGUGAGUCCAGCUGUUAUGAUCCGAAGCUCAAGUCAGGACUCUGAAGUUAGCACCGUGGUGAGUAAUAGCUCUGGAGAGACCCUUGGAGCAGACAGUGACCUGAGCAGCAAUGCAGGUGAUGGGCCAGGCGGUGAGGGCAGCGCCCACUUGGCAAGCUCUCGGGGCACCUUGUCCGAUAGUGAGAUUGAGACCAACUCUGCUACCAGCACCAUCUUUGGGAAAGCCCAUCACUUGAAGCCAAGUGUCAAGGAGAAGCUGGUGGGCAGCCCAGUUCGCUCGUCUGAAGAUGUAAGCCAGCGAGUCUAUCUCUACGAGGGACUCUUAGGAAGGGACAAAGGAUCGAUGUGGGACCAGUUAGAGGAUGCGGCCAUGGAGACCUUUUCUAUGAGCAAAGAACGUUCUACUUUAUGGGACCAAAUGCAGUUCUGGGAAGAUGCGUUCUUAGAUGCUGUGAUGUUGGAGAGAGAAGGAAUGGGUAUGGACCAGGGUCCCCAGGAAAUGAUCGACAGGUACCUGUCCCUGGGAGAACAUGACCGGAAGCGCCUGGAGGAUGAUGAAGAUCGUUUGCUGGCCACGCUUUUGCAUAACCUCAUCUCCUACAUGCUACUGAUGAAGGUAAAUAAGAAUGACAUCCGGAAGAAGGUGAGGCGCCUAAUGGGAAAGUCCCAUAUUGGGCUUGUGUACAGCCAGCAAAUCAAUGAAGUGCUUGAUCAGCUGGCAAACCUGAAUGGACGUGAUCUUUGUAUCCGGUCCAGUGGCAGCCGGCACAUGAAGAAGCAGACAUUUGUGGUACAUGCAGGGACAGACACAAAUGGAGAUAUCUUCUUCAUGGAGGUGUGCGACGACUGUGUGGUGCUGCGCAGUAACCUUGGGACGGUGCAUGAGCGCUGGUGGUAUGAGAAGCUCAUCAACAUGACCUACUGCCCCAAGACGAAGGUGUUGUGUUUGUGGCGUAGAAACGGCUCUGAGACUCAGCUCAACAAGUUCUAUACCAAGAAGUGUCGGGAGCUGUACUACUGCGUGAAGGACAGCAUGGAGCGAGCCGCUGCCCGACAGCAGAGCAUCAAACCCGGCCCUGAACUAGGUGGCGAGUUCCCCGUGCAGGACAUGAAGACUGGUGAGGGUGGCUUGCUGCAGGUCACCCUAGAAGGGAUCAAUCUCAAGUUCAUGCACAACCAGGUUUUCAUAGAGCUGAAUCACAUUAAAAAGUGCAAUACAGUCCGAGGCGUCUUUGUCCUGGAGGAAUUUGUUCCUGAAAUUAAAGAAGUGGUGAGCCACAAGUACAAGACGCCCAUGGCCCAUGAGAUCUGCUACUCUGUGUUGUGUCUCUUCUCGUAUGUGGCUGCAGUUCGUAGCAGUGAGGAAGAUCUCAGGACCCCACCCCGGCCCGUCUCGAGCUGAUGGGCGGGGUUAAGAGCCCCCAGUUCAGGGGGUGCCCUUGUGUCUUCUGCUCGCCAGGGCACGAUGCUGCGUGUGUGUUCUCUGCGAGCCCCUCACCGUGGCUUAGUUGGUUCACAGUUGUGUGUCUCCGUGUGUCUUAGUGUCUGUCACAGGGCUCGGCGGGUUUCCUCCGCCUGCUCACUCUCCACUCCCAGACCAGGCUGCUGUCCCCUCAGGGCUCAAGAGCCAUGUGUGUCUGUCUUUGGGGCCAGUGGCUUCUGACAACUCUGAGCACAGUAUGAGCCCACCAUUGCGUGUCCCUGAGACAUUCGUGUUGUGGUUCCUCAUCCUUGGCGUUAUGAGCUCCAGUGCAGGACUCUGGCUCUCCGUCCUCUGGGGCCCAGCGUGCCUGGGUGUCGGGUGAAGUCCCAUUUGAUACCGAGGGAGGGAAGCUUGAGGCCUGUCCGCGCAGACGAGAGGUGGGCAGGGAAAGGCCAGGAGAGUCACAGGGCGGCAGGGUGAGCAGCAGCCUCCCCUCUCACGCAUUUCCCAGGCUGACGGCUGCUGCCUGCCGUGGCCUCUGCAGGGGGGCAGCACUGAGGGGCUCUCCUUUGCCGAGCAGCAAUUUCCCUGAGGUCUGCCUGGCCUUUGGCCUGAGAGAGCAAAGUGGUUGGGCUGGGAGAGCCGCAGAGGCCCCUGGCUCCUGUGCCCAGGGAGCAGCGUGGGCCGGGGCCAUGUUUGGUGUACGUGGCCCGUGUCUGCAGACAGCGGCCCCUGGCCCUGGGUGCCAGAGCGGGGGAUAGCCUGGGAGUGGGCAAGAGAGGGUUGUACAUAGUUCACCUCUACGUUAUUUAUAGAAAAUGUACAGAUGUGUGAAUGUGAAAUAAAUGUCCUGAACUCGC
This is a messenger RNA of Callorhinus ursinus (northern fur seal), 6769 nucleotides long. The record is from RefSeq and is a predicted model, not a curated record. NCBI's taxonomy places the organism in Eukaryota, Metazoa, Chordata, Mammalia, Carnivora, Otariidae.